This is a messenger RNA of Clupea harengus (Atlantic herring), 7017 nucleotides long. It is a transcript of the gene phldb1b, whose product is annotated as pleckstrin homology-like domain, family B, member 1b. Gene Ontology annotation, biological process: regulation of microtubule cytoskeleton organization. Lineage: Eukaryota; Metazoa; Chordata; Actinopteri; Clupeiformes; Clupeidae. Gene Ontology annotation, molecular function: protein binding. Gene Ontology annotation, cellular component: basal cortex. The record is from RefSeq and is a predicted model, not a curated record.
AUUAGCAUAUAGAAGAUACAUCUUCCGUGUAAUUUAUAGCCUACCAAUGGCCGUAUUUAACUUUAUUUCUUAUAAUCGGAAAUGUCCUGACGUCAAAUAUCACUUAAUUAAGUCGUAUGUUGACAGUUAGUAAAUGAGAGACUUUUAGACCCCCUCCCAUGACACGCACCCCCCGGCUACUUGUGGAAGCGAUGACUCAAGGAAAAGUAACUCAGUCGACCGGUACGGAUGAGUGCCAGAAAAUAGUUUCUAGCUGACAGAGAAUGUGGUCGCUCCGUGCUUCCGCUUCUAGGUCGCAGUAGUUUACUUUUUUAUUCGAUUCGCGUUGGACAAUUAAAAAAAAAAAAUUAUAUUCAGCGAAUCUGGAUACCAUUCAUUGAAAAUACUAUAUUUUAACGGAACGAAGACACAACAGGCAUCCCCACAGAGUAAAGGAUUUCUUGUAAAGUAAGCUGACAGUCAGAAAGAAUCGACCAAAACCUGUCGGGGUGAAGUUAUAAUUCGUAGUGUACCUAAACAAAAGCGUCAGUAUGGAAAGCACGUGGUGUUAGAUUUAAAGGCACUAUUAAGUUGACGGAAGCGGAUGAAAUGUGAAAACCCGGCAUCGUGAAGUAGGUCUUUCAUACCUACUGCGAGAUUCACCACAGGCUGCAUGCUGUGUUUGGGCCAGUCCUCAGUCUUCCGCUUCAACCACCCAGAGGAGGCCGUCGGAAUGAAGAGCAGGCUGCCAGAGGGAAGCCUAUCCCCCCUCCACUCAGACCCCCGGGGCCUAGUCAAUGGGAACCAUCCGCCAGGUCAGCCGGACUUGCACUCAUCCCCCCGAACGAAAGUGCACCCCGAGCACAGUGCCAUUGUCAGCUCCAUCGAAAGAGACCUACAGGACAUUAUGGACUCCUUAGCCAUGGAAGACCCCCAGCCUUCCUCCUCUGCUCAGCCCAAAGAGCCUUACGGCCAGCCGGCCUCCCAGUCUCAGCUGUCCCCGGUGGUGAACGGAGGAGGAUGUUACCUCUCUCCCCCUACCAGCCCUGGAGCCAUGUCUGUGGGCUCCAGCUAUGACAAUACCUCACCCCCAUUCUCCCCGCUCUCCUCCCCCUCACCGGCCAGCAGCGGCAGUUUCAACAGCCCCUUGCAUGGCGGUGGUGGAGGUGGUAGUCAGGACCAGGGUUCUUCUCUUCCCCCGGUGCCUCUCAGGUCCUCCAGUUACAACUUCACAAGCCAGCCCCCCGUACCUCAGCCUUUCACUGCCCUGUCCGUCUUCAGCUGCUCCACCACUGGGGUGCAGAAGCUUCUGGAGAGCCCCCGCUUCCAGAGGAAGGCCUUGCUGGAGACACCCCCCAGCCCUAAACCUGCCCGCCGCAACGUAAAUCAGGACAGCUCAGCAACAGCCGGGGGGAGAGAUCCAGAAAUCCAGAGACAUGUCCACAUGUUUCCAACCGUUUCCAUCUCCCCUCCCAGUGACCCCCAGUCCAUCAGGCAGAUAGGGUCGCCCAGCAGUCACAGAUCCUCUCCCAAACUCUCCACUGGGUCCCUCUCCUCCUCCCCCUCCAGCCCUCGCAUAAAACGGGCUCAGGAGCGCCCAGCUUGUCUGUUCCGUGAGCAGCCCCAGGUGGACCACUCCCCCACCUCCAUGUCCUCCCUUCCGCUCCCUUCCUCACGCUCCUUCCAGCCUCCCCUGGACCCGAUCAUCCACAUCAUCCAGGGGGGCAGCGCUCAGAUCCAGCAGCAGGGGCAUUCAGCCACGCUGCAGCCCCCAAAGAGCCCUCGGCUGGCCCGAAGAAACCUGGAGAUGGACUGCGGGAGCAUCAGUAGCCUCAAUAGCAUGCGAGACCUCCCACCCUUGUCCCCCUCUCUCUCCCGCCGAGGGGUACCCAGCCUCUCGACUCUGAGGACCCCAGAGGGCCCCUUGGGCAAGCUUGUCCCCGAAAGUCCCCGACUGGGGCGCAAGGCAGCGGCCUUCUCUCCCGAGGAGCAGUUCAGCCCACGGCUGGUCCGGGCACGGAGCCCCUCUCCCACCUCGGGUCUGAUCGGAGGCGAGGGCAGCCGGGGCAGGAAAGCCAGCUUUCCCAACCCCCUGUCACCAGCCUUCAGCCUGGGCUCACUGCCAGGCUCCUCUCCUCUGGCCAGCCCCAGGAGCCAACGGAAAAUGUCGGGCGAGCUACACGACCCCCGGUUGAUGCACCCGGGUAUGAGGCAACGCAAGAACAGCAUCACGGAGAUCAGCGACAAUGAGGACGAGUUGCUCGAGUACCACCGGCGGCAACAUACAGAACGUCUCCGGGAGCAGGAGAUGGAGAGACUGGAGCGUCAGAGGCUGGAGACCAUCCUGAACCUCUGUGCCGAGUACAACAAGCCUGACGUGGGGGGGCUUGGCGAGCUGGGCCCCUCCAUGGACGCUCUGAGGGUGGGGUCACCCCGCACCAUUCGCAGGCAGAGGGGGAGCAUGGAGGAGAACCACAGGGAGGACUGCAGUAGCGUGGAGAUGACACAGCAGGAGAACGGGUCCGCUGGUCUGGGUCACGAGGGCAGUCUGGAGCUGGGUUACCUGGAAGAGGAGCGUGUGCGAGCUCUCAAGCGGGUCGACGAGCUCAAGACCCGCCUCACAGAACUGGAGCAGCAGCUACAGGAGUCUAAGCAGGAGGCUGAGAUGGAGAGAGCCUUGCUACAGGGAGAAAGAGAUGCUGAACUGGAACAGAUCCAGGCAGAGGAUGACAUCAUCAGUCAGUUGCAACACAAACUCACUCAGCUGGAGAGUGCCAUCCAAAGGGAGAAGGACGAGGAGCGAGCAAACGUUGAUGCUGAGCGGGAAGCGCUCGCGAGGCUUCAGGAGGGGUACAAUGAGUUGAAGAACCAGCUUCAUAACUGCCCCGAGUCCCUGCGGGAGCAGUUACAGGAACAGCUCAAAAGGGAGGCAGAGAACCUGGAAGCGGAGACCAAACAGUUUGAGGACUUGGAGUUCCAGCAGCUGGAGAAGGAGAGCAGCCUGGAGGAGGAGAGGGAGACCAUCAGCCAGCAGCUCCUGAAGGAGCGCGCCGACUACCACAGCAGUGUCGUCAGGAGGAAGGAGAAAGUGUCAGCGCUGGAGAGCCAGGCCAAUCAGCUGGGCCUGCAGGCGGCUCAGGAGUGUGACCGGCUGGCCAAGGAAAGACUCCACACGCUGCAGGUCCUGCAGAAGGAGAAAGAAAGGCUCUCUAGUUUGGAGAAGAGGUACCUCAACUUAACCGGAGGGAGAACUUUCCCAAAGAACUCCAACACCUUAAAAGAGGCGAAAGAGUACGUCACUGUCGGCCAAAUAAAUCAGAUCUAUGGGAUGCCGAAGGUGGAGUCCUCCCCCACCUCUCCUGUCCGCGCUAUUCCAUCUUCCACCGCAGACUCUAUCUUCUCCUGUCUCCCCUCUCCAUAUUGCUCCACCCUCUCCCUCUCUCCUGAGAUGUUCCGCUCCAAGCUGGACAGUGAUGCAGGCCAGACUGUCAUGAGGCCCAAAGUCAGCGCUGGGCUUUCGCCUCCAUAUGGUGCGGCCACACUGGGUCGCAACACGCCAUCAAGGAGCCCACUAAUGGUCCACACGGGAACUGGCAGCCUGCCACGCAACCUGGCAGCCACCCUGCAAGACAUCGAGGCCAAGAGACAGUUGGCCCUGCAGCAGAAAGGCCAGCUGGUGAUCGAGGAACAGCGGCGGCGGCUGGCCGAGCUGAAGCAGAAGGCCCAGGCAGAGGCCCAUUGUCAGUGGGAGGCGUUGCACGGCUCCCAGACGCACCUCAGCGUGCACUACGCCUCGCCGGGGCCCCCCAUCAUGCACCACUCCAUCCUGCACCACCAGCCGCCCUCGGCCGGCGAGCAGCCCUACGACACCCUCAGCCUGGAGAGCUCCGACAGCAUGGACACCAGCAUCUCCACUGGCAACAACUCAGCGUGCUCCCCCGACAACAUGUCCAGUGCUAGUGGGAUGGAGAGCCAGAGGAUUGCAGAGAUGGAGAACAUGCUGAAAGAGGCACAGCUGGAGAGAGCCAGACUCAUUGAGUCUCGAGAGAGGGAGGAGCAGGCCCGCAAGCUUCUCCUGGAGGAGGAGCGUCAGCGGCGCGCCGAGGCGGAGAGGCAGCUGCAGCAGCAGGCAGCCAUCAGGCAGCGGCUGGUGGAGAAAGAGGUCAAGAUGAGGGCCAAAAACUUCUCUCAGGCUCGUCCCAUGACACGUUACCUGCCCAUCCGCAAAGAAGAGUUCGACCUCCGCUCCCACGUCGAGUCUUCAGGCCACACGGUGGAGACCUGCGACCACGUCAUCCUCACAGAGAAGAUUUGCAAAGGCUACCUAGUCAAGAUGGGCGGGAAGAUCAAGUCCUGGAAGAAGCGUUGGUGUUUUGACCGCAUGAAAAGGACGUUUUCGUAUUACGUUGAUAAGCACGAGACAAAGCUCAAGGGAAUCAUCUACUUCCAGGCAAUUGAGGAGGUUUACUACGACCAUUUGCGCAGUGCGACUAAGAGUCCCAACUCGUCUUUGACGUUUUGUGUGAAGACUCACGACAGACUGUACUACGUGGUGGCCCCCUCUCCCGAAGCCAUGCGUAUAUGGAUGGACGUCAUAGUAACGGGGGCUGAGGGAUACACACAGUUUUUGAACUGACCCCAUAUGUCAGGUUCAAAGGUCAGACUGUUUCAGUGAGAACAAUGAACGAGACCCACGUCCCCUCCAUAAUGGUCCCAAAACUCUCAGUGUUGUGGGAGAUUAGCCUUUUAAUUUGUAACUUUACGUGUUUAUUGUGUGUAUUCAGUCUACUGUAUAGACAAUAGAUCCACCUGUUUUCUACUCGUGCCUGCAUUUAAAAAAGGGAGAUUUUGAAGACAUUAAGACACAUAAGAUUAUCACAUUAUCAACUCUCAAAUGCCUUUUUUUUUUGUCGUUGCCAACAGAGAUCUUUGUGUAGCAGUCAGGUGCUUCUUUGGGUAUCUGUCUAGGAUGACCUUUUUAAUCGAUGUUUGACUGUUUAUUUCUUUAAAAAAAAAAACAAUCUUAAACAGUUCUCAUGGCAUGUUGCCAUAUGAUGCCAAACUAGCGUGCUGUUAUUUGUAUUAUUUCUUUUUUGGAGUAGCUUGUCCUAUCAUUUUAGAUUGAGAGGCAAGGAAUGCGGGGAUGCUUAAUUACACAGACGGCAGGCACACUGACAGACACACCUGCAGAGAAGCUCGGAGGGAGAUGGACGUUGAGUGGCACAGACAGAGCGUGGUGGUUCACUGCAGCUCAAAUCCCUACUCAGGCAUCGGCGGUGGUUUGACAUGCAGUUUUCUUUCCUGACAUCAGUGACUCCUUUUGAAGUAGGCCUAAUUAUAUCUGUCUGUAUUGUUACAGGUACCAUCAUUAAAGCGCAUCUUUCACACUCGCAUACACAUUAUCACACAGGUACAUGUACAUAUACAUGCGCACAUGUGCACCACAGACACACACACACACACACACACACACACACACACACACACACACACAUACACACACACAUACACACACACACACACACACACACACAUACAAUAUGACACUAGUGAAAGAUUUUAUAUAUCAUGAGCGUUGAAAUACCAAGUAGAGUUAACUUGCCAAGACCUGAUAACUUGAUGUCAUGGCUCGUCCCUCUCUGAAGGUAGCCAGUUAGAUUCAUCACUGCCAGCCUACGUCGUGAGCCAUGACAAAUGAUAGAACAACAGAGCUGGAUGUUUUCUUGAUUUCUUUUUUAACAGUAAUGCAAUUCAGUUUGUGCCUUGAUAUUCGUUUAUCACUACAUACAAUAAAAAAAAACAAUGGGACAGUCAAGCUUGUGAAAACUGUGCUGAAGCCGCGAUCUGUGUGUACGUCAUAUGUUUACGUUUUUAAAAAGUGGAAUUAUCGAUGUGAUAGCAAAGAUUUGCACAGUGUGUGUGGAGCGAAAGAGGGUAUGGUUGCUGUUUUGAACUGUAAUUACAUGACUGAGAAAGAAUGAGCUUCAAGGGGUCUUUCACCAAAAACAAAAAAAUAAAUAAAAAAAAUAUCUCUCUGGAAUAAUAGCCCUGCUGUGUGCCAGCACUCUCCACAGGUUAAACGUAUUCAAUUUAUUUAUAUGAUGUCUGUUCUCAGAAGAUCCAUUGGUACGGGUCGACCCAACCAAAAUUACUGCUUAUCUUUGAUUUCUUGCGAGCUGUUUUGACAGUAUGCUGUGCGACAGACUAACUGUAGUGCUAUUUUCAGACAGAAAGGGAGUGAGUGAAUGAAUGUUUAUAAACUAGUGCUUUGUGCCAUCUAAUACCAGAGGAUUGAUGAAUGAAUUUGAAUUGAUCGGUGUCAAUGAGUUGUUGUUAGGUAAAAACACAUAUAUGUAUUACUGUCAGAAUACCAUCCCCUUUAAAACAUUUUUUAAAUAUAGUUGAAAGAGAAUGUGGAGAAAGCUGUGAAAUGCCGAACUAUUCAAUGAACAGUCUAUAGAAUUUACCAAGGCAUGAAAUGUGUAUUAAUAUAUCUGAUUAUUUUUUAUGUUUUAAAUAUGAAAAAAAUAUCCUAGAGAAUAAGAGUCAGAAAACACAUGAUCCAAGACUAGAAGGUUAAGCGAGGAAGUAAGAUUUUUCUUGGUAUUUAUGAAGAGCUUGUCCAACAUAUCAAUUAUGACCAAGGUGCUUCUGGAUUGUUCUACACCCAAUCAAAAUAUAUUAUGCACGUCCACAAUGUUCAGUCCCCCCACCAUGAUGGUCCCUGUGUAACUGUUGAAAUGUCUUUUAUCUUUUCUUUGUUUGCUUGUGUUUUUUUUUUUUUUUUUUUACUUCUGUAUGAAUUGUCACCACAAGGUUGAAUCAAGUGUUGUAAAAUGUUUAUGGCCAUAUUACAUCUACAAAAGUAUUCACUGGUUUGUAUUAAAAUGUGUUCUCACAGUCAUUGUCUCUGCCUCAUUCUUGCAUCACCUUCCCUGUUGCACCGUAAUAAAGCUCUGAAUGGUGCAAUAUCAAUAGCAAUGAGAUAAUGUUUGUAUAUUCUCCAUGAGAUUAUAAAAAUUAAAUAAUUAAAUCAAA